Closterium sp. NIES-65 is the source of this 1095-nucleotide messenger RNA. NCBI's taxonomy places the organism in Eukaryota, Viridiplantae, Streptophyta, Zygnematophyceae, Desmidiales, Closteriaceae. The record is from the annotation of a GenBank genome assembly.
AUGGACGUGGACGUGGACGUGGACGUGGACGUGGACGUGGACGUGGACAUGGACGUGGACAUGGACGUGGACGUGGACGUGGACGUGGACAUGGACGUGGACGUAGACGUAGACGUGGACGUGGACGUGGACAUGGACAUGGACGUGGACGUGGACGUGGAGGACGUGGACGUGGACGUGGACGUGGACGUGGACGUGGACGUGGAGAACUUGGACGGGGACAUGGACGUGAACGUGGACGUGGACGUGGACGUGGAGGACUUGGACGUGGACAUGGACGUGGACGUGGAGUGGACGUGGACGUGGACGUGGACUGGACGUGGAGUGGACGUGGACGUGGACGUGGAAGUGGACGUGGACGUGGAGGACGUGGACGUGGACGUGGACGUGGACGUGGAGAACUUGGACGUGGACAUGGACGUGAACGUGGACGUGGACGUGGACGUGGACAUGGACGUGGACGUGGACGUGGACAUGGACGUGGACGUGGACGUGGACGUGGACGUGGACAUGGACGUGGACGAGGACUUGGACGUGGACAUGGACGUGGACGUGGACGUGGACAUGGACGUGGACGUGGACGUGGACGUGGACGUGGACAUGGACGUGGACGUGGACGUGGACGUGGACGUGGACAUGGACGUGGACAUGGACGUGGACGUGGACGUGGACAUGGACGUGGACGUGGACAUGGUCGUGGACGUGGACAUGGACGUGGACGUGGACGUGGACAUGGACGUGGACGUGAACAAGACGUGGACUGGACGUGGAGUGGACGUGGACGUGGACAUGGACGUGGACGUGGACGUGGACGUGGACGUGGACGUGGAGAACUUGGACGUGGACAUGGACAUGGACAUGGACGUGGACGAGGACUUGGACGUGGACAUGGACGUGGACGUGGACGUGGACAUGGACGUGGACGUGGACGUGGACAUGGACGUGGACGUGGACGUGGACGUGGACGUGGACAUGGACCUGGACGUGGACGUGGACGUGGACAUGGACGUGGACGUGGACAUGGUCGUGGACGUGGACAUGGACGUGGACGUGGACGUGGACAUGGACGUGGACGUGAACAAGACGUGGACGUGA